This is a messenger RNA of Talaromyces stipitatus ATCC 10500, 1524 nucleotides long. Its product is annotated as phosphatidylinositol:UDP-GlcNAc transferase PIG-C. Gene Ontology annotation, cellular component: glycosylphosphatidylinositol-N-acetylglucosaminyltransferase (GPI-GnT) complex; membrane. Gene Ontology annotation, biological process: GPI anchor biosynthetic process. Lineage: Eukaryota; Fungi; Ascomycota; Eurotiomycetes; Eurotiales; Trichocomaceae. The record is from RefSeq and is a predicted model, not a curated record. The coding region runs from base 14 to 1513 and encodes 499 amino acids. The transcript has 2 exons.
CGCAUGGGGCCUGAUGGCGCCUCAACCACAGUCUCUGCCUCCUGUUCCUCCUCCCGUCCCUGUUGAAACACAUCCAAACAGGGCUGGAGGACUUAAGCCGCCGUUACCUCAACGUGCACCCCCCGAUCCGUCACGUCUCGCCCCAGAACAUGCUUACGCUCACUCCCAAGCGCGCUUAUGGCAUGAUGGUUCCUCCCAUUUGAGACCAAUUGACGGAAUUUUUGCGACUCCUGCAUCUGUUGCUGCUCUCCGACCUCCUCCUGCAGUACCUGGCACCGAGCCUCGAAAGAAUGAUAUUCGCAAGUUCCGAGAUGGGCGACGAAAGAAACGCAAAGGUGUUUGGAAGAAAUUACUCUGGGUUCGCCAGUCAUACCCGGAUAACUAUACAGACGUUGAGACUUUCCUUGAUCAUUUACAAAGAAACCCCCGCCUCCGACCAUAUGACUUCUGGCCUUUAGUCGCCGAUUCCACAGUCAUUGUUCAGCAUGUUUGCUCCGUGGUCAUAUUCGUAUGCUGUUUCGUUGGAAUUUUUCAGAGUAGAAUUAGUCCCGUGUCGGUCGUGGGCAGCGGAAGUAUAGGUACAUUAUUGGGAUGGGUACUCUGGGAUGCUUGGGUGUGGAAGGAGAAGAAUGAAGCUAUCAAAGCCGCGCAGUUCGCAGACGCUGGCGACAUUGAUGAUGGCUCGAGUGCGAGCUCCACAGCUUCCCAAACACCCGCAGCGGGUCUCCAAGUUAAUGGCAAUGCCGCCAAUGUGCAUGGUUUGGGCCUGGAUCUUCCUCGUUCCGAUACUGAAGUUCAUUUGCGACGCAGGAGCACUGGCAUAAGUGUCGCUUCUCUCCAAUCCGUGACGCCGGGCUCCUCUUUCCUUUUAGGACAGCCGUCUUUCUAUUCGUAUGAAGGCAACAAACCAUUGUUAUCUCCCCGAAAUCGACAACGACUUGCCACGAUAAAAUCAGCCCUACUUAUUUACUGCGCCUUGCUGGGGCUUAGUCCUAUCUUAAAAUCACUUACAAAGUCCACCGCCAGCGAUUCCAUCUGGGCACUGAGCUGCUGGCUCAUGAUUAUCAACAUAUUCUCUUUUGACUACGGCAGCAGCGAGGGCCAGGCUGACGCUACGAAGUUCCCUGCAUCCCUAUCCACCAACGCCGCAUUGAUGGCAUCAACGGUGUUGGCCUCGCGUCUUCCUUCGACUACACAUGUGUUUAGCCUCACCCUAUUCUCAAUAGAAGUGUUUGGCUUAUUCCCCGUCUUCCGCAGACAGUUGCGUCAUGUCUCAUGGACUGGUCAUGUUCUAUUAACGUUUGCUCUUGUCCUUGCUGCCGGCGCAGGCGUCGGCAUCGCAAUGCGCGGUGGCUGGUUUGCCGCAAUUGUUGGUGCGAUUCUGAGUACUAUUCUCACUGCAUUGGCCAUGGGUUCUUGUAGCUGGUGGCUCAUCAGCCUACAGAAGUACAAGAACGUUGUGAUUGGGCCAUGGGAUCCUGCUCGGCCAAUUAUAAGGAGGAAUUGGGAUUGAUUGCAUCUAGA